AUGCGACCUCUUGAGGAGCCAAAAGACAAGUGGAAAGGCUGCGAAUGCAUUGAAUUAAGCGAUGAGUCAGACGUAGAGUAUACUGCUUAUUCUGACAGCGAGCUGGAACAGUACGGUACCUUUUUUGAUCAACUGCCAAGCAGCGAUUCGGAUAAGCCUAGAGAGCAUCCCAGCAACAACCCAGCAUGCCAGUCAGACAACGCCAACGGACCACUUCCGGACCAGCUCGUUACAGAUGCUGGAAAUAAGAAGCCCUCAGAGCUGCAGUACAUGAUGCGCGAAACUCUUUGCAACAACAAGUGCGAACUUCCUCAAGGGUUGCCUGCCGCAUCUGUGGCAACAACCAAGGACGGAAACGAUGGAUGCGAAAUAGCGAUCAUUCUGCCCAACAACGUCGAAGCAUGGGCUUAUCGCGCUACGCAAUCCACAGGCCCACAGUGGCAAGACUGCUGGGACUCAUUCGCCAAUAUCACGGAAAAGUGUGUUAAAAACGACCCUGCCACCGGCUGGGUCAAUGGCCCCGACGACUAUCAAUUCUACCAAAGCGGGAUUAGACCCCUAAAUGGUGAUGGUUCAAAGCACGGCCAGCUUGACGGGAGCAAUGCACUCAAAGACGCGACUCCGUCACAGCCUUCACCGCCAACACCUACUGAAACUAUCGGACUAUCUCCAACGGGAGACGGGAUCAAUUGCCUCUCUAACGAUCAGGGGGGCUGGCUGUGGGAUUGCGGCGACAUAGUGAAUAAGUUCGGCGAUGACGAACAGAUAUGCACCAACGACAGCAAGUACUGCUCUACUGAUCUCAACAACAUCGGCGAAUCAUACUGCAAGGCCUCAGGCGCGAAAUGCGAUUCUAACGGUUCGGGAACCAUGAAGAUCAGCUCAUAUUGCGCCAUUGCUACGUCUCAGAGCUGCUCGCUGGUCAUCGCGGACAAGCUUGCUAGUUUUGGUUUCCCUGGAAGCUCUUGUAUAACAGGAAGGGAUAUCAAGAAUUUCAUUGCGGCGGAACGGAGUGCGGAUGGAUGCGGUGGACCGCCGGAUCAGGGGCGCAUUGCUAUGGCUUUUGCUAACAAUGGAGCGGCGACGUGGUGUUUGGCGGGAUCGAAAGCUCCUGGUAUAUGUGCUGCGUGA
Molecule: messenger RNA, 1131 nt
Organism: Didymosphaeria variabile
Lineage: Eukaryota; Fungi; Ascomycota; Dothideomycetes; Pleosporales; Didymosphaeriaceae
Exons: 2
Coding region: 1-1131 (376 amino acids)
Source: RefSeq, a predicted model, not a curated record